This is a messenger RNA of Prorocentrum cordatum, 3069 nucleotides long. NCBI's taxonomy places the organism in Eukaryota, Dinophyceae, Prorocentrales, Prorocentraceae. The record is from the annotation of a GenBank genome assembly.
AUGGGGAGGGGGCAGGGCAACCCUGGCAACCUCCCCCUCUACGGCUCCGUGUUCACGCUCCCCAGCGGGGUGGCGGUCGUCGGGCCGCCACAGGUGGCGAGCGGCGCUGGGGCGCUGGAGUGGGCGUCAGGCAAGGAUAUCAGAUCGGCGCGGCCUGGGGGGAAGAAGAGCGAGAAUACCGGCGGGGAUGCUGGGGCGAUGAGGGCAAAUCGCCAUCGCGCGUGGCUCCAGAGAGGCAGGCACCAGAAGGGCCAGAGUUGGAGGCCAGCCGUGCUACACCGAGCUGCCGCAGCAUCGUGGUGCACUGCCCUCGACAACGCCAUGAAGCAUGUGACUGAGACCGAUGGCCUUUCGUAUCUUCGGCCCGACGCCUCCGACAAGUGGCGCGACGCAAAUUGGCGGAACUGGCCUCACAUGUCGUUGCCGAUGGACCUUGGGCCUGACGGGAUGGCAGGUUGCAACGCUUUGCUUUACAAGUGGAAGUUGUAUCUGACAAGGAUCGAUGAGUUCAGCCACGGGUCGAACAACGACCUCAAGGUCUACCUGAAGGAAAUCGGCAUGUGGGACCUCGCGAUCCUCCUCUUCAUCCACUUCAGCGAGGACGACCGAUGCAGGCACCUCGAGUGCGUGGACACCAUGAGGAAUAUCUACGACGAAGAGACCUACAGGUCGGUGCCGUGCUUCCAGCACUACUGCAAUAACAUAGUCCAGGAGAUGAAGAGGGACGGCUACGAGUUCACAGGGGACGAGCCAGAUGCAGCCGUGGCUUGGAACUUCAUGAAAGAGGAGAACGGCUUCAUCCCAUUGGGGAUGCGCUUGAACUUCUGUCGGUUUUGUGAUGCUGCUGAUGGUUUCGACAGGAACUACAAGUACUGGUGGAGGCACACGUUCGAGCGCACGUGCGUCGCCUUGGAGCACGACAUGCUUGCGAAUGCGAAGCUCCAGAAGGUAGCGGUCAAGCAGGCGGAGGUGGGCGGGGCGAUCGUGGAGGGGGGCGGCACUACGAGCAGCGCCAAAGUGACGAUCGACGCGAAGGUGUUGAGGUCCGCUAACGCAAACGCCGUGGCGAUAUCAGUGCUGCUGACAUCAUGCCCUCGGAACCGCCGCACAGUAGCCUGCUCGUUCGCCCCGAUGCAUUUUGCGAAGAAGUGGCAGGGGAAGAGCGCGAAGGAGAUGAAGACCGCGGAGGCGACGCAGGUGUGGAUGACCAAUCAGAUCAGAGGGGACUUCAUGGACCAUGUUAUUUCGAUUGUAAACGGCUUGAUGGACGUGCACAGCAUGGAGGGCUGCGACUUCAUUCUGAACAUGCGCGCGAUCAAGGACGCCGAUCCUGGUGAGGUCGGUGUCGAGGACGACUUUGCCGAGCUGCACGGCAUGGCGCAUCUUUCACUUGCCGCUGCCAGGAUGCGAAGGUGUUUGUUUUUGUUCGGGUGGCCCUUGAAGAUGCAGCGCGCCCUGGCCGACCCAGAGACAGGGGUGAACACGGCGCGGGAGUUCAAGCGAGACCUCGAUGUCUUCAACGAGUACUGCGCGUACAAGGGCGAUCAGAGUGCACGGUGCGUGGUCGUGAAGCGCAGCGUCUUCGGCCUGACAGCGACCAAGCAGAUCACCUUGGCGUUCCGCGAGCUCGGGUUCAAUUUUCCGCACCAGGCGAUCAAGGACAUCAUGAAAGGUCGGAGCACUGGCAUCAUGAAGACGAUUCCUGUCGAGAAGAUCAUUGGCGCCCAGAAGAAAUGCUCGCGCUUCAAGGCUUGCAAGAAGUUUCGUAGGCCAGCGACCGCCAUGCAUACGGCCAUCUGUUGCGGCGUGAUCGACAAGCAGUUGAAGUUCACGGCCCUCGAGGCCGACACCCCCCUUCAGGAUGAGACAGCGUCUCUGCCGCUAGAAGCCUUCAAGCCAGUGAAGAGAUCUGCUUCGAUAGCUUUCGGGGAUAUCGUGAGUACCGCCCAGAAGACCGACUACUACAGCCCAGGCCCCACCUUGGCGAACACACCGGUUGCCGACCUCAAGAUGGUUUCCGACGCGAAGGCUAAAGGAGGGUUUGGCCAUGUCACAGACGCGUGGCUGGGCGGCAUAUUCAAGUUGAAGCACAAGUUCGUCUUCUCGAGCCCACAUCAUGGUGGCGAUGCGUGGUGGCACCUUGCGCUGUACCACUGGCCGACGAGCGGCGUGUUGUGUUGGCCUGGCAAGCUGGUCACGGUAGAGGGGUCACCCAACUUUUACUUCGAGUUCGCCCUCGACUUGCAGGAGCCCGUGCACGUCGGCGUGUUCGACUGGGCGGACUUCAAGGUCAGGGAGAUUUCUUUUAAGUCAUGGGCCUGGCAGGGCCGCGACACGCCGCAGGGUUGGGUUGAUGCGGACAAGCCUGGCGUGCGCAUCUUCGCCACGGGUUCGGUCGCCAACAUCCAGAAGCUGGCCGCGACGAACUGUUUCUGGAACAUCAGCUCCUCGGACUUGGGCAGUAUUGCCAGCUACCUGAAGAUCCCCAUUCCUGAGGGUGCGUCUUUGUUCUCCAAGCUGCACACGAUGAUCUGUUCGCUCUUGGGCAUCACCAGUGAGGCUGCCAUGAAGUUCUUGUGCGUGCGCUGGUCGUGCGAUGAGAACGACCUGGGGUUCGCCCAAGAGUUGAUGGAGGUCGAGGCGGCCGUCGAAGUCUUGGACCAGCACGACCAUGACACAGUGAAGCAGCAGAUGCACGCGGCGGAGACCAGCGUCAAGGCCCACGAAGAGUUCACGGAGGAGUUCGAGGCGAAGCUGCUCGAGCUCGCACGCGCCAAGGCUGGCGGCAAGAAGCCCAAGGUAGGCGCGGGGAAGACGGAGAAGAUCCCCACUACGCUGACGCAGAAAGAGGCCAAGAAGUACCUGCCGCCAGGUGCCUCCAUCUGGCGCGGCUUCUCUCGCGGUGAGUGGAUGGGGCACGUGCCCCCGCACAGGCGCGUGAGCGCGCCGUGGUCGAAGCACACUGAGGCUGGUGCCAUGCGAGUUGCAUUGAAGAAGGUGUGGAUCCAAUAUUUGGCGAAGGAGGUCAAGGGCCGCUCUCACUGCCCCUGGCCCGAGCUGUUCGAAUGA